UUUGGUUAGGGCGAUGGACGACCGACGGCGCGCCGGCAGCGACGCCGCCGGAGAGGAUGGCGGUGUCAACGACAAGAUCACCGUACGACCAGAAUUCGUGCUGGGGGUUCGCGGGGCCGUCCAAAGCAACGUCGAGUUUGGGUCGGACACGCACUUGCUCUUUCCCGCGGCCCACCACGUGUGUCUGUUCAAUUUGGACAGACGGACCAUGGAGUUCUUGCACCCGACGCGCGGGAUUCGCAGUGUUCAGAGCAUGUGUGUGUCUGCCAACAAGGAGCUGUUAGCCGUGUGUGAGCAGCAGGCGGUGCGGUAUUCCAAGAGCAUCAGCGACCAAUUGGGGGUGAGUCCCAACCAGAUCUCCAUCUACAAGCUGUCGUCGCGGUCGCGGCUCAAGACGUUGCCGUCGCAGUCGCACUCGCCGAUUCUGUCGGUGGCGUUCUCGGCCGACAACAAGACCCUCGCGACGCUCGAAGACGCGCCGUCGUACCGUAUCGGGUACUGGAAGUGGAGCACGUCGAAACUGGUCGCCCACGCGCAGUGUCCGUCGCGAGGCAUGCGGAUCCGUAUUUGCCCCGUGAACGCCAACUUUGUGACGAUUUCCGGACCCAUGGUACUGCGGGCAUGGACACUCUCGUCGGCGGGGGACCUCCGCAUGACCAACUUGAUCCCGCAGAUCCGGGAACAAGAGCACUUUGUCGACCACGUGUGGGUGCGCGAGUUUCUCGUGACUGUGUCCGAGAUAGGCACCCUCCUCACGUUCCGCGCCACCGACGACGACGGCGUCGAGCUUGUUCACUCGACCAAACUCAGUCAGCUAUCUGCCCACUUGACCCUCGGCAAGAUUGAGACCAUCACGGCCAGCUCCAAAGGGUUUGUCUUGGCGGGCGCCGCCGGGUGUUUUGGGGUGUUUGAAUUUUCGGACGACCCGAAAGACCCGUUCAUUUUGAUCCGCGCCUUGUCUGCCGGAGACAUGACCAUCGAGAGCCUGGCCAUCUCGCCCAACUGCGAUACGGUCGUGGCAUAUACAAGCAACCAGCGACUCGUGACUUUUGCCAUGGGUUCCAUCGACAUCGUCCAAGACAACUCACACGCUGAAUUCCGAGAUUUAAUCCCCAAUGGUACACACUGUGGCGGCAUCUUGACGUUUGACAUUUGCCUGCAAAAGCCGAUCAUUGUCACAUGCGGCACAGACAAGACGAUUCGGUCGUGGAACUACCACUUGGCCGCGUACGAGGUAGUGGCGCAGCUGUCGGAGGAGCCGACGACCAUCAGUUUGCACCCCGCGGGGUUCCAGAUUGCCAUUGCGUUCAAGGAGCGUGUGCGGCUGUACAACAUCCUUCAAGACGGACUGCGCGUGCUGCGCGAAGUGUCGAUGAAAGCCGCCAACGUGCUCCAGUUUGCCCACGGCGGGCACCUCUUGGCCUGUGGCGCCGGCCUCAACGUGUACAUUUACCGCACGCAUUCGUGCGACCUCGUCCACACGUUCACGGGGCACAUCAACGUGAUUCAAUGCCUACGGUGGACAAUCGACGACAGCAUCUUGUACUCGGCGGGCAAUGACGGAGCCAUAUACUGCUGGAACAUCCACACUGGCAACCGUUGCGAUGACAUGCAGCUCGUGGUGAAACAUACUAAGUUUACGUCGGCGGUCAUCGACGCAGACAACCCCAAGUACGUGGCGGUGGGGGGCUCGGACGGCAAGUUGCGCGAAAUCAUUGCCGGCGAAGAAGCGAAUUGCGUCGAUGUUGGCACCCCCCUGACCCACCUUGCCUUGACAAAGUCGAAUCGAUGGCUAUUUGUGUCCACUCGAGUGGGGACCGUCUAUGUCUUUGCGUGGCCAUUGGGGGCUCAGACGACCCCCGUCCACGACAUUUCCGUGCACAGUGAACCCAUCACCCAGCUUUGUCUCACCGACGACGAUCGGUACUUGAUCAGCUCGUCAGACGACGGAUGCGUGAGCAUCUUUCGUGUGGACGACAACUCGGGGUAUUUGGAUGUGGAUCUCGUGCACCGCAAGCUGCCGGCCAUGACGACGGACGCGGUGCUCGUGUCGCGCGAAGAGAUCGAAGACAAGAACGAGCAGCUGACCGACCUCCAGCAAAAAUACGAACAAGUCAAGAGCGACAUGGACUUUUCAUUGCACUCGAAGGAAAACGAGUGGAUCGACCGGCUGCGGUUCUUAAAAGAAGAGUGCGAGCGGUCGCUAGUUCAAGAGCGAAUUCGAUAUGAAGAGUUGGAGCAGCGGUACCAGAAUUCCCUGCGCAAACACAGCGACGAGGUUGCGCAGAAAGAGUCGAACCACGCUACGUUUUCGCAAGAACUCGAAAACCGAUACGAGCACAAACUGGCCAUGGAAAUAGCUCGGUACGACCGGCUGUCGGAAGAGAUGGAGACCACGCGGCAGCAAUGCGCCAUGUUAAUUGAAGCGCAAGACAAGCAGCAAAAGGUCGUCUUGGAGAACGAGCGGCGCGCCGCCAACUCUCGCGCCAAGGAGCAGGUGGAGCUGAUCAAGCGGGUGAAGGAAGAUUUGACGUACAACCACGUGAAGUUUGAGGAGAUUUUGAGUCAGCAGGAAGAAGACUAUGAGUUUCAAAUCCAAAAGCUCAAGCAAGAAUACGAAGGCCAGUUGACGGUGGAGCGCCAGAACACGGCCAUCAAGGAGACGCAAAUCACGGGCAAAAACAGCAAAAUCGACUCACUCAAGAAGAAAAUUCAAGAGCUCAAGGCGAAUGCAUCGGCACGGGACAUCCUCUUGUCCACGGAGAAGGCCAAGACGGUUAAACUGGAGACGGCGCUGGCCAACUACGAGCGGCACUUUGACGGGCUGCAGGGCAGCAUUGACGAAAAGGAAAAGGCGGUGCAAGGCCUGAAAGCAUCCAACCGGGUCUUGGAAAGCUUUCGAUUUGUACUGGACCACCGCGUGGAGGAACUGCAAAGUGAAAAGUCGCCGAUGCAAAAACUCAUUUCUGGCCUCGAAUCGCACAUCCACGACGUGCAAGAGGAAAUGGUCGACCAGUUUCAUCAAAAAGACUUGGCCGAAGAAACGCUGGCGUCCAAGGAAAUCAAGAUCAAAGCACUUACGAACGAAGUCAACGCCCUGCGCCUUAUCACGCGCAAAAAAGAGUCUGAGAUCGGUGCCAUGUCGAGGGAAUUUGCCCGGAUUGUGUUGAUUUCAAACCCCAAGGAACUCGAACGCGCCGUGAAGGAGGCGUACAUUGUAUAUGUCAAGGGGGAGGCCCCCAAGGAUAAGCGCACCCGCAGCAUCUUGAGCUCGUCUUCAAAGGGCGACGACGACCCCCAGUCCCAUGCGGCUCUGGCCGGCCUCGGCGGCGACGACAACCGCGAAGUGGUCCAAGAAGCAUGCAAGCAAAUGCAGUUUAUGCACCGAUCCGUGAGCACGCUCAAGAACGCGCUGCACCACGCCAAGGCGGAAGCCGACCACCGCCACCGCGAAGCCGUCACGGAAGGCAACAUCCUGCUCCAGGACAUGAACCAUUUGAGGAAAGCCAACAAAACGCUUGAGCUCAAGGUGAAAGAGAUGGAGAGCGCGCUGUACUUGGCCACCCAAUCCCAUGAUGGCAAAAAGAAGUCCAAACUGCCACAACAGCAGUUAAAUGUCGAUGCCAAGCCAGGAGGCAGCUUCCUGUCGCCGCUCAAAAAGUCGGCGUCGGCGGCGCUGACCGCCCAGCGUCUAGUCGUGGGCAGUGUCUUGCCGUUUCGAGCGAUCGAACAGGCCAAAGACGCGUCGAGAGUGAUCAACGCCGCGACGGCGAUGGAGUAUCGCCAGCAAAUUGACGCGCAAAGGAAAGAAAUCCAGCGGCUCAAAACCCAAGUGGGGCUUCUCCUCAAUGAGAACGCGACCAACGGCGACCCAGCCACCACCACCACGAGCACAAACCACCCCGAUGUAUUAUCUGCUACCAACUCAAAGGCCAAGGGAGUUCACCUGUCUGCCACCCAAACGGCUCAUAGCAUUACAAGGCGGCAGUCGUUCGUGUUUUCGAGCGAUCCAUCCUUUGCCAACGAGCCCAACCUCGACCAACAUCACUGCGACAACUCAAGUUCCCCCAACAAGAGUGACAGCGCCGCUGCAACAUAAUCAUGUUUCAGUCUAAACUGUAGUAGUCUUGGUCGAGCUGGGUUACUAGCAUACAGUACAGUACCAAUGUCCCGACAGUAGUGCAGACUGACAUUCCGACGUUAUCCGAGCUAGAGCGUUCUUUCCGUCGACUACUUCUUUACGCCAAUGAAUGAACGAUGGCGAGGUUCGUACAGUAGCUGCGAAUCCAAUCGAAACAUCAUUCGUGUCUGACAAA
Molecule: messenger RNA, 4316 nt
Organism: Aphanomyces astaci
Lineage: Eukaryota; Oomycota; Saprolegniomycetes; Saprolegniales; Verrucalvaceae
Exons: 13
Coding region: 14-4099 (1361 amino acids)
Molecular function (GO): protein binding
Source: RefSeq, a predicted model, not a curated record